AUGACUGUUCAAACUCCAAAACAGCCAGUUUUGUCUACCAAAACCACCACAAUGAACCAAAAUAAAAUAACCACAAUUGAGGGACACUUAACCAGGACGGAGAUUACUUCAUCUGAGCAGCCUUUAGCCACAAAACUGGAUCAAACAACAUCCAAUGAAACUCCAAACAAGCCAUUUUUGUCCACCAGCAGCAGCAGCACCACCACCACCAAGACCACUGUUAUCCAAAACAAAAUGACCACCAUUAAAAAAGACCCAACCAGUACAGAGAUUACCUCUAAAGAAACUCCAAACAACUCACCCUUGUCCACCACCACAGAGAUCGAAAAUAGAAGAACCACUGAGGUAAAAUCAACCACAGGUCAUCUCAGAACCUCAAUUGGGCAGCCUUCAACCUCAGAGGUGAAUCAAACCAGACCCAUGACUAAUCAAACUCCAAAUCAGCAAGUUCUGUCCACCACCACCACAUUGACCCAAAGCAAAGUAACCACCAGUGAGGAAGACUUAACCAGUACAGAGAUGACUUCCUUUGAGCGACUGUCAACCUCACUGGUGGAUCGAAAGACAUCCAUUCCUGAAGAAACUCCAAACAACUUACUCUUGUCCACCACCCCAGAGACCCCAAAUAAAAGAACAACCACUGAGAUAAAAUCAACGACCGGUCACCUCAGAACCUCAUCUGUGCAGCCUUCAACCUCAGAGGUGAAUCAAACCAGACCCAUGACUGAUGAAACUCCAAGCCAGCCACUUUUGUCCACCACUACCACCACAAUGACCCAAAACAAAAUAACCACCACCGAAAGAGACUCAACCAGUACAGAGAUUUCCACAUCUGCGCAGCUUACAACCCCAGAACUGGAUCAAACAACAUCCAUUUCUGUGAACCCAAACAUUGAAAGCUCAACUGAGUUAGAAUCAACCACUGGUCAUCUCAGCACAGAUAUUACCUCAUCUCAGCAGCCUUCAACCCCAGAGGUGGACCAAGCAGGACCCACUACUGGUGUAACACCAAACCAGCCAUUUUCGACUAUCACCACAGUGACCGAAAACAAAAUAACCACUGAAAGAGAUGCAACCAGUACAUACAUUAUCUCAUUUCUGCCAUUUUCAACUCCAGAACAGAACCACAUUACAUCCAUUCCUGUCCAAACUCUAUACAAAUCACAUUAUUCCACCCCCGCUACUGUGAAUUCAAACAAACGAACCACCAGUGAGGUGGACUCAACCACCGGCCAUCUCAAGACAAUGGACCAAACAAGACCCAUUACUCAACAUGUGAUCAAACUGGGAGUGACACUCACGUCCAAAAGACAACUGAGUGAAGAUGACAUCAAAGAACUGGUAUUAGUGCAGUUUCACAAUCUACUGAUAGAAAUGGGACUUCCUAAAAGCAUCAAGGUCGGCUUGAAGAGACCAGUGAAAUAAAGGGAUGGAGGAAUUAAUGAAGGAGCGGUGAAGAGAUGAAGAGGAGAGGAAAACUGAGAAGAGAGACCGAGUUAUCUUCUUUUUAAAUGCAAGUCCUGAAAAGGAUGUUGCAUUUUCCCACUUUUAUCUGUCUUUUGACCAUAUGAAAAAAAUAAUUCAAUCCAAUUUGCUUUAUGUUUAACCGCCUAAUGGACAUUUUGUCCUAUCUCUUAAACAGCUUUUUUUAAUGUAAUGGGGGUAUUUUCAACUUCUUAUUUAUAUAUGUGUUUUUUCUGAGGUUAUACCAGUUUCAUGUUCUAAAUUGGGGACUUGGAUUUUUUUAUCGCGAUAAUUAUUUUCUCAAGUGUGCACAUUUAGCUGGUUUUACUAUCAUCAUGCUACAAACACUUGUUGCUUGCAGCUUAAUUGGAUUUAUGACUAGAUGGCGCUCAAAUCUUUGUAUUCUGCCAUGACUUUCUCCAGGUUGGCUCUUUUGUGGAAUGGUCCUUCAUGACAUCUUGCAAGCUUCAUAUCCUCUGUAUCUUUAUCUAGUGUGCUCAAUAUAACAAUCUUUGCUUUGUCUUUUUGUUCAUAAAGUAAAAAAACAAACAAACAAAAAAAAAUGGGGUCAUUGGGUGUCUUGGGAAUCUUGGCAAUGUCUGGUGAUAAAAGGAAAUGAAAGAUAUGUACAGCAAUGAACUACUUUUACAAGGCAAUGUACAGCUAUAAAAUAUACAACCCAAAG
Thunnus maccoyii (southern bluefin tuna) is the source of this 2149-nucleotide messenger RNA. RefSeq names its product cell wall protein DAN4-like. NCBI's taxonomy places the organism in Eukaryota, Metazoa, Chordata, Actinopteri, Scombriformes, Scombridae. The transcript is spliced from 12 exons. The record is from RefSeq and is a predicted model, not a curated record. Bases 1 to 1425 code for a protein of 474 amino acids.